Zalophus californianus (California sea lion) is the source of this 1100-nucleotide messenger RNA. It is a transcript of the gene SRSF7, whose product is annotated as serine and arginine rich splicing factor 7. The record is from RefSeq and is a predicted model, not a curated record. Gene Ontology annotation, molecular function: RNA binding; zinc ion binding. Gene Ontology annotation, cellular component: nuclear speck. NCBI's taxonomy places the organism in Eukaryota, Metazoa, Chordata, Mammalia, Carnivora, Otariidae. Gene Ontology annotation, biological process: mRNA splicing, via spliceosome. The transcript is spliced from 8 exons. Bases 142 to 858 code for a protein of 238 amino acids.
GCCGCAUAUAUAAACGCGAACCCAGCCUCUUCCUCGUAGUGCCGCCGGGACCGUUGGCCACGGACUAGGUUUUGCAGCUUUUGUAUUUCACGCUCCCUGGGCUCUGCGAGCUGAAAGAGCCGAGCUCGCGGGCCAGUCAUCAUGUCGCGUUACGGGCGGUAUGGAGGAGAAACCAAGGUGUAUGUUGGUAAUCUGGGAACCGGUGCCGGCAAAGGAGAGUUAGAAAGGGCUUUCAGUUAUUAUGGUCCCUUAAGAACUGUGUGGAUUGCGAGAAAUCCUCCAGGAUUUGCCUUUGUGGAAUUUGAAGAUCCUAGAGAUGCAGAAGAUGCAGUGCGAGGCCUGGAUGGGAAGGUGAUUUGUGGUUCCCGAGUGAGAGUUGAAUUAUCAACAGGCAUGCCUCGGAGAUCUCGUUUUGAUAGACCACCCGCCCGACGUCCCUUUGAUCCCAAUGAUAGAUGCUAUGAGUGUGGCGAAAAGGGACAUUAUGCUUAUGAUUGUCAUCGUUAUAGCCGGCGGCGGCGAAGCAGGUCACGGUCUAGAUCACAUUCGAGGUCCAGGGGUAGGCGAUACUCUCGCUCACGAAGCAGGAGCAGGGGAAGGAGAUCAAGAUCAGCAUCUCCACGACGAUCAAGAUCGGUGUCUCUUCGUAGAUCAAGAUCAGCUUCACUCAGACGAUCUAGGUCUGGUUCUAUAAAAGGAUCGAGGUAUUUCCAAUCACGGUCAAGGUCAAGAUCAAGAUCCAGGUCUCUUUCACGACCACGAAGCAGCCGAUCAAAGUCCAGAUCUCCAUCUCCAAAAAGAAGUCGUUCCCCAUCAGGAAGUCCGCGAAGAAGUGCAAGUCCUGAAAGAGUGGACUGAAGUUCUCAAGUUCACCUUUUAGGGAAAAGUUAUUUUGUUUACAUUAUUAUAAGGGAUUUGUGGUGUCAAAGUGUAACCUAGGAAGGGUAUUUCAACCAUCUAAUCAAAGUGGAUCUGGAUUAUUACUCUGUAAAUUCACAGCAGUAAGAUAAUAUAAAAUUUUUGUUGAAUGUAUUAACAUCCUAUGGUCUGAAAAUGUGGGUUUUUAUUUGGCACAUUUAAAUAAAAUGUUUCUAACUAGA